AUGUAUAACUUCAUGGGUCUGAACAGCACGGCCGUAGCUCUUCAGCCCAAUGUGUCCUGCACAUGCAACUGCAAAAGGUCUUUGUUCCAGAGCAUGGAGAUCAGCACUGAAUGUUUAGGUCGCACCUUUCCAGGUAAACUGGCGGAGUUGGAGUUUGUACAGAUAAUCAUAAUCGUGGUGGUGAUGAUGGUGAUGGUGGUGGUGAUCACAUGUCUGCUGAACCACUACAAACUCUCUGCACGAUCCUUCAUCAGCCGGCACAGCCAGGGGAGGCGGAGAGACGAGAACCUCUCAUCAGAGGGAAGCCUGUGGCCUUCGGAAAGCACCGUGUCGGGGAACGGAAUAGCAGAGCAGCAGAUCUACACCCCGCGACCCAGCGACCGCCUGGCAGUGCCAUCCUUUCUGCAGAGGGACCGCUUUAACAGAUUCCAGCCAACCUACCCCUACAUGCAGCACGAGAUCGACCUGCCGCCCACCAUCUCGCUGUCGGACGGCGAGGAGCCCCCCCCGUACCAGGGACCCUGCACGCUGCAGCUGCGAGACCCCGAGCAGCAAAUGGAGCUCAACAGAGAGUCGGUCCGGGCCCCCCCCAACAGAACCAUCUUUGACAGUGACUUGAUAGAUAACUCCGUGUACGGGGGGCCGUGCCCCCCCAGCAGUAACUCUGGCAUCAGCGCGACCUGCUAUGGGAGCAAUGGUAGGAUGGAGGGACCGCCGCCGACGUACAGCGAGGUGAUAGGGCACUACCCCGGGUCGACGUUUUACCAGCACCAGCAGAACAACAACGGGAUGCCCUCCAUCUUGGAGGGCAGCAGACUCCAUCAUUCACAAAUCAAUGGCCUUGAGAGCACAACCGCGUGGAACAAAGAGAAAGAGAAACAAAAAGGGCACCCCUUUUAA
Molecule: messenger RNA, 900 nt
Organism: Gavia stellata (red-throated loon)
Lineage: Eukaryota; Metazoa; Chordata; Aves; Gaviiformes; Gaviidae
Gene: PMEPA1
Product: prostate transmembrane protein, androgen induced 1
Exons: 5
Coding region: 1-900 (299 amino acids)
Biological process (GO): negative regulation of transforming growth factor beta receptor signaling pathway
Cellular component (GO): Golgi membrane; early endosome membrane
Molecular function (GO): R-SMAD binding
Source: RefSeq, a predicted model, not a curated record